AUGGCUCUCUUUGCCGCUGACAUCCGCCGCGGCAACACGACCGACGACCGGAUUAAUCACUUGCGCGAGCUCACUGAUAUCCUCGGUAUUGAUCUUAAGGCCAUCUGCAGUCUUAGAGCUGGUGACAAGCCGAUCGAGAUCAAGAACUUGACCAAAUCCAUCAAGCCUCUCCCUGAUUACCCCAAGAGCUCCCCCUCUUCAGUUGGCUCUGUCCACUCUAGCGUCCGCUGCGUCAUGAAGAGUGCUGAGCGUAAGGAGGCGCGCAAAGAGGCCAAAGUCGAUGCUCAGAAGAAGAAGGUCUACGACAACUUCCACAUCAAUCCCGUCAAAGUUGCUCGUCCCAAUGUCACUUGCCGCACCGGCGAAACCAAUGAGCGUGCUUGGGAGGAUGUUUACCUGAAGUCGCAGAGCGAGACUGUAAAUAUUGUCAACGUCCGCGAAUUCAAGCUGCCUGAGACGCCAAAGGCUCGAACCAAACGAGCCAAGAACUUCGCCAUCGAUGUAACCAUCGCUGAGAAGGCUUAUAUCGCCGGACACGAGAAUCACGCCUUCGCGGAACUGAGGCUCAUCUACGAUCGUGAUGACACCGCCAUGUUCAACAAGACCACUGACAACAUCGAUGACGAGCCGCGUCAGGAUCGCGACCUCCAUGUUGCUAAGAAGAAGGCUGUGCGACACCUUCGAUCGGCUAGUAUCUCCCCAGAGCUGCUUCGCAAGAAGGCGGCCAGCCGUCUGGUAGAGUGCCGCGACCUCAACGAGACCACCAACCUCCUCACCAGGGAUCCUGCUAUCGAGUCUAUCAACCACGUCUUCGAAUCCCCUUACCGCAAGCGUCCUACCACUCCCAAGGAAGCUAAUCGCUUCAAUGAUCUCCUAUCCCGCCUGGCUGCUCAGCGAACUGAGAUGGCGGAUCCUGCCAUCGUGGCUAUUAAGGCGGCCGUCAGAGACAAGCCAUCCGACCCGCACGAGGCGACAGACAAGAUUGUCGCUACCCAGGAGCAGCUCGCGGAGAAGGCUCGAUUCAAGCGCAGCGAUUCUGGAUAUCUCUCCCCCCCGACUGGCAUCGACGAUGAUCAUGCCUCCGAUUCCACCAACGCGCCUGCUAUCACUACCCCUGAGCAUUCCAACCUCGCAGCCAAGCAUGUCAAGAAGACAUCACCAGACUCAGGCAUCAACAGCCCGACCGAGUCUUCCACUCUCAACCCCAAGGCUAUGGAGUUUGUCUCCUCUUGCGUGACUGCUGCUCCUACAAAGCUCAAGGUACACCAGUCCUUCGCUGCUGUCACCAGACCGCCCCAGGAGCCUAAGUGGGAGGACAACUACAAUCAUCCAAUUUCUGCGAUUCCUGAGUUUGAGCCUGUAGCUCCCCCGGCCCCCAUCAUCGUGAACCAGGUCUUCCCGCCUGCUUCAGGUUUCGGCUUUCCGGCUCAGCUUCCUCACGAUCGUCACAUCAACAUCGCGCCGUACCAGGAGAUGCCACCGUACGUUGUCCCGUCGAUGCUACCACCCCCUCCUCCAGCUUGCCCGCCGUGCCCGCCAUUCCCGAUGAUGCACGGAUCGGCCCCAACCUUCUACCCGGCCCCGGCUACCGCAUUCAUGCCAGUCUCUCGUCCGGCGCCGCACCCUAAGCCUCGCGGCCACAACGCCAUGGAGCAGCAGCAGUACGAGGCGUGGCUCGAGUAUAAGCGAAGCACCGACCCCACCUUCCACCAGAAGGGCAGAGAGAGACAGCAGCGCCGUUUCGCAGGCCGCCAGAACCAGUAG
Molecule: messenger RNA, 1764 nt
Organism: Phaeoacremonium minimum UCRPA7
Lineage: Eukaryota; Fungi; Ascomycota; Sordariomycetes; Togniniales; Togniniaceae
Exons: 1
Coding region: 1-1764 (587 amino acids)
Source: RefSeq, a predicted model, not a curated record